Messenger RNA from Coccinella septempunctata (seven-spotted ladybird), 3577 nucleotides. RefSeq lists its product as uncharacterized. Lineage: Eukaryota; Metazoa; Arthropoda; Insecta; Coleoptera; Coccinellidae. The record is from RefSeq and is a predicted model, not a curated record. Gene Ontology annotation, cellular component: peroxisome. The coding region runs from base 71 to 3460 and encodes 1129 amino acids. Gene Ontology annotation, biological process: long-chain fatty-acyl-CoA metabolic process. The transcript has 18 exons. Gene Ontology annotation, molecular function: alcohol-forming very long-chain fatty acyl-CoA reductase (NADP+) activity.
AGAAUAUCAACCAUUUCUAUCGCAUUCUCCUGGGAUUCCUCGUCGAGACUUAAAAAGUGCGCGAGACAAGAUGUCCCUCAAGAGAAACGAUAUACAGUAUCCACCCAGAACGUACAAGACGGUCAAGCAGCUAUCACUUCCGGAAAAUAGGAGCAUCAGUGUGGCAGACAUCGACUCUUUGAAUGUGAUACACGAAAAAGUGCAUGCUCCUGUAGAGGGUAGUAAGAUAGUUGAGUUCUACAAUGGCAAAUCUGUUCUGUUGACUGGAGGCACUGGAUUCAUAGGGAAGUUGAUGACCGAAAAAUUGCUCAGAACAUGCAGUGGAAUAGAUACUCUUUACUUAUUGGUCAGGCCUAAAAGGGGGAAAAAUGCUGAGACUAGACUUGACGAUACCUUUGACGAUGAGAUUUUCUCUGAGCUUAAAAAGGCCCAACCCAAGUUUAGGCAUAAGGUUGUGCCAAUUCAAGGAGAUGUUUCCCUUCCCUCCUUAGGAAUUACCAUCGAAGAUAGGCAGAAGUUAAUAGAAAAGGUCAACAUUAUCAUCCACGGGGCUGCAACAGUGCGUUUCGACGAACCCCUUCGACGAGCCACUGCUGUCCACGUGUCCGGAACCAAAGAGAUCAUGACUCUGGCCCAACAAUGCAAGAAUCUGGUGUCUUUGGUCCAUAUCAGCACUGCUUAUAGCCAGUGCGCUUACAAGGAGAUCAGGGAGGAAUUUUACGAUCCUGUGUACAUGACAGAACCAUUCCUGAAGAUGAUAGAGACCAACAGCGACAAAUAUCUGAAUAAGAAUCAGACAGCAAUAUUGAGGGGUUGGCCGAAUACGUAUUCCUUCACCAAGGCGAUCGCAGAACACACUGUAAGAACCAUGGCUAAUGACAUACCAACAGCGAUUUGCAGACCAGGGAUAGUAACAUCAACGUACAAGGAACCACUCAGGAGUUGGAUUGACAACCUUUACGGACCCAUGGGAGCCAUAGUGGGUGCUGGUACUGGCCUUCUGAGAACCUUCCAUUUGGACGAAGAAAAAGUUGCUGACCUGAUACCUGGGGAUUACGUAGCGAAUGGAAUCAUAGCUGCUGCUUACAAUAAUCAGUUCAACGAGAAAGGGGUGGUGAAAAUCUACAACAACAUAUCAUCAGCUCAAAAUCCAAUAACGUGGGGAGAUUUCACUGAGUUGGCCGUGUACUACGGCCUUCAAAAUCCCACAAUGAAGUCGAUAUGGUAUUACUGCAACACCCUGAAUAAGAACAGAUACAUCCACUUCCUGUUCGAGUUUUUCCUACAUUUGAUACCGGCCCUUCUGAUCGAUGGGUACCUGACACUGAUAGGGAAAAAAAGACGCAUGGUGAACAUAUACAAGAAAAUACACAAAUUCAGCCUUCUGCUCUCAUAUUUUUCGCUUAGAGAAUGGAAGAUGCACAAUAAGAACCUUCAGGAUUUGUGGAGCGGCCUGUCGGAUAAGGACAAGGAAAUAUUUGAGUUCAGCAUGGCGCCGGAGGAUUUCAACUGGAACAGUUAUAUCAGCAUCCUAGGUGGUGGUGUUAGACUGUACUUGCUGAAGGAUAAGAUGGAAACUAUCCCUGCUGCUAAGAGAAAAUACAAAAGGUUGUACUAUCUUCACAAUGCCUUCAAAGCUGUAACUCUUCUGAUUGCGCUCAGGAUAGCAGUGUCCAUUUUGAACACAAUCGUUGGUUUCUUCCAUGGACACCGUGUACAUGCAAAUUUGAUGAACGAUAGAAUAAAACAAGUAGCAUCAAUGAAGUUUCGGUAUUUGCUCAGUGCAGCACUGAGGAUAACUGAGGAAAAUAGUGCUGUGAAAAUGUCAUUCCACAAAGGAGAAAUUCAGUUUCCACCAAAGGCGUUCAAGACUUUGGAUCAACUGCUACGUGAAGAGAACAAACACUUGUGGAAAUCUGAUGUUGAUCAUUUCUACAACGUCCACCAGAAAGUACAUGCUCCUGUGGCAGGAAGCAAGAUCGUCGAGUUCUUCAACGGAAAAACAGUCUUUUUGACAGGUGGCACUGGAUUCAUUGGAAAAUUGAUAGUUGAGAAAUUAUUGAGAAGCUGCGCGGAGAUGGAUAGGAUUUUCCUAUUGGUAAGGCCCAAAAAGGGCAAAGAUGUCCAAACAAGAUUGGAAACUACUUUUUCAGAUCCGGUCUUCUCAGAGUUGAAGAAGGUGAAUCCCAACUUCCUGAAAAAAGUGACACUCGUUCAAGGAGAUUGUUCUGAAGCCAAUCUAGGACUGAGCUCUGAAGACAGACAGAAACUGAUCGAGAACGUCAACGUUAUCAUCCACGGUGCUGCUACAGUUCGUUUCGAUGAGCCACUCCGUAUAGCUGCAGCGAUCAAUGUUAAGGGAACUAUAGAAAUUAUGAGAUUGGCCCAGCAGUGCCAAAAUUUGGUGUCGAUGGUUCAUAUAAGCACCGCCUACUCUCAAUGUGUUCUCAAGGAAGUCAGGGAACAUUUUUAUCCACCUCCAAUGGAGACUGAACAGUUCUUGAAGUUUGUCGAAGAACACAGCGACAAAUACAUGGAAGAAAAUCUAGAGACUAUCCUCAAAGGAUGGCCGAACACCUACACAUUCACUAAAGCAAUAGGAGAAAUGGUGGUAAAGAACAUGGUGAAGGAUAUUCCAACAGCAAUUUGUAGACCAUCGAUUGUGAUGCCAACAUUCGAGGAACCAAUACGCAGCUGGACUGACAAUUUCAAUGGACCAAUAGGAAUGAGUGUGGGAGCAGGAAUUGGAGUGCUGAGAACAGCUUUGGUAGAUCUGGACAAGGUUGUCGAUCUGAUACCUGGAGAUUUCAUAGCAAACGGAGUUAUAGCAGCUGCUUAUCAAAAUCAGUUCAAUGAGAAGGGAAAGAUACAGAUUUACAAUCUGUCGUCUUCAUCGGAGAAUCCAAUAACCUGGCGCGAUCUACAGGAUAUCGGCUUCCAUUAUGGCCUUCAAAAUCCCUCUAUAAGAUCAAUUUGGUAUGUUGCCUUGAAUACAACAACCAACAAGUAUUUCCAUUAUUUCAUGGAAUUUUUCCUUCAUCUAAUACCUGGUCUUUUGAUGGAUGUUUAUCUGGCACUGAUGGGAAAGAAAACAGGGCUGCUAAAGCUAUACAAGAAGUACCACGAGUUCAGCGUUCCAUUUUCGUUCUUCUCCUUCAAUGAAUGGAAAAUGCACAGUGAUAAUACUCAGAAGUUGUGGAAAAGUCUAUCUCCCAAAGAUAAGGAAGUUUUCGAGUUCAAUAUGGCACCUACGAAUUUCAGUUGGAACGAGUACAUGAUUACCAUGGGAUUGGGAAUUAGGCAGUAUGUUCUCAAGGAAGAGGUAGACACAAUUCCUGCAGCUAGAAAAAAGUUCCAAAGGUUCUAUUAUAUGCACAACAUCCUGAAAGCGAUAGUUAUCCUGGUAGUCUUAAAGUUAGUGAUGGCCAUUAUCAAUGCACUGAUAAGUAUUUUUACUUGAUGGAAAUCUGAAUCCUACAUGUCUCCAGAUUGGUUAAAACCAUUUUUGUACAUUAUCCAAAAAUUAAUCAAUAAUGUUAAUUUAAUUGAUCAAAAUAUACUCGUUUUUUUAUGUGUU